Messenger RNA from Peromyscus leucopus (white-footed mouse), 1891 nucleotides. RefSeq names its product stearoyl-CoA desaturase 2-like. Lineage: Eukaryota; Metazoa; Chordata; Mammalia; Rodentia; Cricetidae. Gene Ontology annotation, biological process: unsaturated fatty acid biosynthetic process; response to fatty acid. Gene Ontology annotation, cellular component: endoplasmic reticulum membrane. The transcript is spliced from 7 exons. Bases 694 to 1740 code for a protein of 348 amino acids. Gene Ontology annotation, molecular function: palmitoyl-CoA 9-desaturase activity; iron ion binding; stearoyl-CoA 9-desaturase activity. The record is from RefSeq and is a predicted model, not a curated record.
CCGCCCAUUAACUAAGUACGGGGUGUGCGUGCACACAGGUCAGAGUAUGUGUGUGGAUAUAGUGCUGCAGAGUGAGGAUAGCAUUCAGAGUUGGUGGGAAGGCCAGUGCCAUAAUUCUUCCCUGAGCUAGGAGCUUUCCUCUAUAGACGAGGGCUAUGGAGCCCUCGGUUCAAAACUCAUCGCCAUGUCUUCCCUCUCACGUUCCUGAGAGAACAGGUGGCUGGGUGGUGUUGAGAGUGGUCAUUGCCACCAUGGCUUUCCCGUUCUCCCCUGUGUAAUGUCCCCAAUGCCCAGCCAUUCACCCUGUGCCUGGGUUUCCCAGGGCUUGUAUUGCUGAACUAGAUACUGUUUUCCAGAAUGAAAUCGCAAGUGUUCCCAUGCCCACAGGAGAGGCCCAGUGGCCAGUGGAAGGAGACAAGGAGGAGAAUAAAAAGGCAAGGAGAGAAAAGAGGUGGUAGAAGAGGGGACAGAAGACGGAGCUGAGCCCGUGACAAUGGUUGAUAAGCUCUGGGCAACAGCCCACACAGUGAAGCAGAGCCUGGACAGCCACUGUAUAUAUACACGACGGAACACAGUUCCAAGUUCAGCACCUGAUUUGUUACACAGCCCCACGCUCUGAAGCAGAAGUCUAGCUUCAGUCCUGGAAGUGCUCAAUUCUAGCCUGUGGUCUCAGCUCUGAUCUCCAGCUCCUACAUGACCACCACGACCACCACCACCAUCACAAAGCCUCUUUCUGGGGGGCUAGAGAACGAGGGGGAGAAAUUAGAAAAGAUUUUCCAACAAUGGGCAGAAGACAUCCGUCCUGAAAUGAAAGAAGACAUACAUGACCCCAGCUACCAGGAUGAAGAGGGGCCCCCGCCCAAGCUGGAGUACGUCUGGAGAAACAUCAUCCUCAUGGCCCUGCUGCACUUGGGGGCCCUGUAUGGGAUCACACUGGUUCCCUCCUGCAAGGUCUACACCUGGAUCUUCGUGUAUGUAUCAUAUAUAGUUACUGGCCUGAGCAUCACAGCCGGGGCGCAUCGCCUGUGGAGCCACCGAACCUAUAAAGCACGGCUGCCCCUGAGGCUCUUCCUCAUCAUAGCCAACACCAUGGCUUUCCAGAAUGAUGUGUAUGAAUGGGCCCGAGAUCACCGCGCCCACCACAAGUUCACAGAAACUCACGCCGACCCUCACGAUUCCCGGCGUGGCUUUUUCUUCUCUCACGUGGGCUGGCUGCUUGUGCGCAAACACCCGGCUGUCAGAGAGAAAGGUGGAAAACUGGACAUGUCUGACCUCAAAGCUGAGAAGCUGGUCAUGUUCCAGAGGAGGUACUACAAGCCCGGCCUCCUGCUCAUGUGCUUCAUCCUGCCCACACUGGUGCCCUGGUAUUUCUGGGGAGAGACUUUUCAACACAGCUUUUAUGUUGCCGCUUUACUGAGAUAUGCCUUGGUGCUCAAUGCCACCUGGCUGGUGAACAGUGCUGCCCACCUCUAUGGAUAUCGCCCUUAUGACAAGAACAUUGGAGCCAGACAAAAUAUGCUAACUUCUAUGGGAGCCCUGGGCGAGGGCUUCCACAACUACCACCACGCCUUCCCCUACGACUACUCUGCCAGUGAGUACCGCUGGCACAUCAACUUCACCACGUUCUUCAUCGACUGCAUGGCUGCCCUGGGCCUGGCUUAUGACCGGAAGAGAGUGUCCAAGGCCGCUGUCUUGGCCAGGAUUAAAAGAACUGGAGAUGGGAGCCACAAGAGUGGCUGAGUUCCUGUUCCAAAUGUCACCUGGGCAGAAGUUCAAUGUUCUGCUGAUGACUAUAGAGAAUGCUACAAGAAUGCUAAAGAUGACCUUAACCCACUGGGCAGUGGUGGCACACGCCUGUAAUCCCAGCACUCGGGAGGCAGAGGCAGGCGGA